Molecule: messenger RNA, 3120 nt
Organism: Anastrepha ludens (Mexican fruit fly)
Lineage: Eukaryota; Metazoa; Arthropoda; Insecta; Diptera; Tephritidae
Product: protein CFAP276
Exons: 2
Coding region: 2474-3052 (192 amino acids)
Source: RefSeq, a predicted model, not a curated record
CAGUACGCAUAGAAAUAUCCGCGUAUAGUUGAUUAGCAGCGAUUUCGUUUUAAAGCACGUGAUUUGGGCAUAGUUCUGCUAAUUCAACAGGCAAACAAAGAUUGCUGUAUGAGCUGCUGUAAGAGCGCGAAAGAGAUAAAGGCAGAGACAGUAAAAUGAAAUAUAAAAGAAAUUUAUGGGGAGAAAGAAUAUGCAAGGAAUAUAUGCAGGAGGCAGAGAUUCUUAUAUUUAUUGGUGAUUGCUGCGUAGAGAAUUUACAAUAUACGUACUCCUGCUACUCUUGUUGCUGCUACAGCUGCUGUUUGCUGUAAUAUUUAUACACCACUCGGGCCGAUGCACUUACAAUUUACUGCCUAAUUAUGCCUAACACUUGACUGGAUUUCUCGUACAUCGUCUAGAGAAACGCUAAUCAAGUGCUAAGCUCACUAUAAAUUAUUGUUCGAGUUCGCAUCCUGUAGAGUAAAAUGUUGCUGUUUACUGAGAGUGAUGUUGCUGCCUCUGCUGCUGCAUCAAUCUAGUUAUGUAACGUAGAUACAAAAUCCAGCCAAAGUACUUCCUUUAAAUGCAGAUACUUGAUAGUAAAUAAGUAUUCCGAAGCCUGCUACGUACGACCAGCCAUUUAAUUUUUAUAUCUGGUAGGCGGUUAGCGGUUGGCGGUUUCAGUGUAUAUGCGCAGCAGUUGGAGCGGUAUAAGGAUAGAAAGUUUUGAUUGAUGCAUGCGUAAAUCUUGAAACCUGUACUUGAUCCAAAAGUUCAGCGAAAUCUAUGAUAUCGGACAAAUAUUUGAAGGCAGUCCAGUAGUAUUUAUAGCGGCAUGCUUAAAUGCGUAGACAAUGCCGUAGUACGUAUAACUGGUGCAAGUAGCUGUAGCCGGUAGCUGUGUGUUGCUGCUAUAUGCUGUUAUUCACUUCAGUACGCUUCAUCGUACGUUGUUCAUCUUCGUUUGGGUGGUAGUUAAUGACUUUUUGAUGUUGGUGGUCUGCUGUUUCGAGUUCUGAAUGGUUGCUGUUUCCCCGAAAGAUUUUAUUUCUCCAAGUUUGCAGCACAGGUUAAUCAGUGAAUUUUCGACACUUCCGAAGUUAAACUGCGAUUCAAGGGGUGCGAUGACUGGGAAGUUCAAAACUAAAAAAAUCUUGGUAAAUGAGAGACGAUUUUGGUACAGGUAGGUGAUUGUAAAUUUAUGUAAUAAUGAGUUUUAUUGCAGAACAAGAUUUACCAAUUUAGAAAUAAAAAUAAAAUUGGAUGUGACGUAUCAAAACUGUUUUUUUAUUGAUAAAUAUAUUAGGCCCAGAAUGAAUGAUAAUAAAGUUAGCACUUCAAACUCAGUCUUUUGCGCUUUUUACUCAUUACAGUUUCUCGUCCGAACCCAGUUUUCUUGAUAAACAUACGAUCUAGAGAAGGGUUGGCCAUGUGUCUUUUUCUGGUCGAGAUAUCCUGUCCUUCACGCUAUUAGCAUCACGUUUGAUAAAAGUGCACUGAGUUAGUAGGCACAAAAAUGAAAUCCAGGAAGCAUAAAGCAAUUCAAACUUCGGGUUCGCAACGGUAAUGUGUUAUGUGGCUGUUGGUGUAAGUUGCCCAAUAUUUUUGUGGGACUCUGCUGUACUGAUGUGACCACCGGAUAUAAAACUACUUCGCCAAUUGAUAGUUUGCGCUUCACCGCCGCAAUCGAAUUGUUCGUUCGAGGCUGUCAUUCCACAGGGUCAGCGUACAAAAUCCACUGGCCCUGAAAUAGUAGAAAGGUUGUGUUUUCCAAUAGCCAUAUUCCAUCACUUGCAUUAAAAAAAGUCCUUAAAAUACCACCUGCUGUUCGAAGGUGUCAUAAAAGAGUAGAUUCCUUCAUUUGUGGAACAAGACCAAAACAUGCACCAUAAAUUGGCGAAAGCUCGUGUGAAUUAUAUGCAUAUUUAAUAUAUUCCGUGCAUGAAACGGCAAGGUUUUUUUUUUUACAAACCUCGAAGCACCAUUAAAAAGUACCUCAAACCAUUUGUCGUCUAAAACCUGUAGGCUCCUCCAUUUGUGGAACAACAUCGAAAUGCACGCCAAAAAUGGGAGAAGGAGCUCGGUGAAACAUCCAAACCAGGUGUACGCGCCAAUUAUUUAUUUUUAUAUAUUCCAGGUGUGAAGAGUUCAAGCUAUUAUUUUAAUUCGCAAUGUGUGGUCCAUGCAAACUGGAAUUAAGUUCUUAAAUAAUAAAUAAACUACUCUGUAACUUAACUUACUUAUACUUCAUUAUGUUCUGCUUAUUAUGCUAGAAAUUCACAUUUGAAAUGUAUGCCAUAUCUAACUUGGUAACCCCUCGCUGUUGCCAAUAGUGGUUUUUUCAAUUACCAUGGUGUUUAACGAGCAAAGAUUUAUUUCUUUAGUAAGCGUACGCAUUUGCUCUCAACUACAAUAACUAAUUUCAAAAGAAAAAGCUCGGUUUUUAUAUUCUUUUUGUUUUAUAAAUUCUAAUAAUUUUAGUUGCGGAACUCAUAUGAGCCGUAAUAUUAACAUAAUGCCGAAGAUGAAGAUACGCAUACGGAAUGCCUGGUAUGAACCAGACUUGAGUAGUGAGGGGAUUUAUCUUUGUCCAAUGCCUCAACCACCUCCAUCGCCAGCAGGUGCGUUAUGGUCCACAAACUUGAAACCGCACGAAAGGCUCUUCUAUCAUCAGACAUUGAAUUCUGUACGACAAAGUAAACGUUUUAUUGCAACACCACAAAUACCUCGUGAUUCGUUGGAUUUUAGGCUACAAGCGCGCUACGAUCACUCCCAUGAAAUAUUUCCAGAACCCGUGGAUACAGUAUUACAACGAGAAACUUGUGCCUACCAAAGAAUUGAUGGUGAUAGCCAAGAUAAUAUUGUGGAGCUGAAAUCCUUUCGUGUUUUACAGAAUGUCAAGACAGUACAGUUGCCAGCAAGUGACGCCCAAGAUCAUCCUUUAAAAAUUGGUGGUAUUAAAGAGAAGAUUUCGCCACAUAGUGUUAAAUUAAUCAACAGUGGUGUGCACAGUCAAUUGGUAAACAAUGGAUUUUCACGACAAACUGGAGAUGGGAAUUUUUUCCGUUAUUAGACAUAACUUUUAUUUAUAACAUAAAAAUUAAUUGAAAAAUUGCUUCAGAAAAUGUCGUUCAUAGUAGC